AUGUUUGAAAGCAAACCAGAACUGAAAGAAACAUUUGCAUCUUUCAAAGGUAAAAAUGUUGACGAACUUCAUAACACAGGAUUGUUAAGAAAGCAUGCUUUAAGGGUGAUGUCUACUAUAGAUAAAUGUAUAGCUCGUCUAGAUCAACCAUCCAGUAUGACCUCAACACUUCGAAACAUUGGUGUCCAUCAUAUGCAGUAUAAAGUCCCUAUCGAGUAUCUAGAGGUGAUACUCCCGCAUUUCCUUGUUGCUAUUAAGCCUCAUAUUGAAGCCUUCUGGUGUGACGAUUUGGAGCAUGCAUGGACUCGACUAUUUGAUAUGAUAUUGUUUCACAUUAGAGAAGGGAUGUUUCAAAGUGAUAAAUAUGAUACGAUGUCAAUUUCUGGGACCGUGUCAUAAAUAUUGGCUAAAUUGUAUGUAAAGCAGCAGACUCAAAACACAUGAAAAGAUGUUAGAAACCAGUAUGAGUAAUUAAAAGUAUUUAAAUUGAAUAAAAGCAUUAAGAACUUAAUAAAAUGAAGCGGAAUUUGCGAGACAUAUUUCAGUUGUUCGGAUAAUAUAUAUACACCAUAUAACUAAUUUAGACCCUGUCUAAACAGUUUUGUUGUCGUUAAUUAGAAGCAUGUAUAAAGACGUUUUAAUGUUAAAAUCUUGAGUUUUAGUUUUCCUUUAAUAGUUUUGGAGUUUAAUAUUAAUACAAAUGAGAAAUUGUCUCGAAGAAACUGAUAUUGAUAAGACUGAAAUGAACGAUUAUUGAUGUCAACUGCAAAAUGUAAUAAAAGGGAGGAAUUUACGAUGAAAGUGAAAUAAGAACAAGGUGUCAUUGAAGAGGAUAAAGGUGAAUUUUCAACAUGAAUUGUGUAACAGAAAUGGACAUAUACAAUAAAAUGCGAGCUAUUGAAUUUCCAUCAUAAAGGUCUAUGAAAAAUACCACUCUUCUGAAAAUAAACGUUAUAUUAUCACGUUUUCAUUUGAUUCAUGUUCAUAUACAUCAGAUUCGUUUUCACUGACAAUAAGCUAGAAUAAUAAUAAUUUUGUUCGGCAUUUAGUUCAAGAAAGUCUUGUCUUAGAUUGUGACAUGUUCAUUCAAAUUGAUACUGUAAGAAGAAUCAAGAUAUAUUAUCCGUCAGCGAAUAUUCUAUUUUAUCUCCUUGUAUCUUUGAAAUCUGACGUUAUAUAUCCACGAUUAAUAAAAUACUUUGUUGUUUGGAUCAUAUUUUUAUUUUAUCUGCCUUGUAUUAUU
This is a messenger RNA of Ruditapes philippinarum (Manila clam), 1243 nucleotides long. RefSeq lists its product as uncharacterized. Gene Ontology annotation, molecular function: heme binding; oxygen binding. The transcript is spliced from 2 exons. The record is from RefSeq and is a predicted model, not a curated record. Bases 1 to 399 code for a protein of 132 amino acids. NCBI's taxonomy places the organism in Eukaryota, Metazoa, Mollusca, Bivalvia, Venerida, Veneridae.